CUGCCUUUCGUCCGACCCACCGCCGCGGCACCGCCGACCGGACGAACCCUUUCCUCGACGCCGCCCUAGGAAUAGGAUCUGCGCCGCCGUCGCCCAACGAGCCGCCCGUCGUCGAGUCCUCCUCGACGCUGGUCGAGGAUCCAGUCCACCUGGAGCUGCACCAAGGACGCACCCCCCGGACAUAGAAGUGUAAACUGUGCGGCAAUUGUUUACACAUGUCCAUCUUUCGCUUCAUUCUCCCGAGAAUAGAAAGAAGUAGAGGCUGGAGAUGCUUUGCUACUGGAAUCCUUUCUGAUUCUAUAGCGGAGCUCAAUAGGGAAAUGGAAUCGAUAUUUGGCGAAUCUCCUUCAGCCAGCCCUUUGGGCUCAAAUCCUCCGCAGCAAGUAGUCCAUCCCACUCCUGCAGCCCGGGAGACACAACCGGGUCUUACCCAUGUUGAUUGCAGUGGCCAGGCAAAGAUGGUUGAUGUCUCACCCAAACAUGACAGUGAGAGAGUAGCUAUAGCCAGUUGCAGGGUCUUGCUAGGCCAGAAGGCAUUUAACUUGGUGGCGUCAAACCAGAUUGCCAAAGGCGAUGUACUUACUGUUGCAAAGAUAGCUGGAAUAACUGGUGCGAAGCAAACUAGUAACCUCAUACCCCUGUGCCACAACAUUAAUCUCUCCCAUGUUCGUGUUGAUCUCACUCUCAAUGAAGAGGACUCUAGUGUUGUCAUAGAAGGGGAAGCCACCACUUGCGGGAAGACAGGGGUUGAAAUGGAAGCAAUGGCUGCAGUGACCAUUGCCGGACUGACGGUUUAUGACAUGUGCAAAGCAGCUUCAAAGGACAUAUGUAUAACAGAUAUCUGUCUCCAGCACAAAUCGGGGGGAAAGAGUGGAAACUGGUCCAGGAAUUAGAAGCUUCAGUUGCUUUUCUGAGGAUAUGAAUGCAGGCCUGAAUUCUGACACCAGAAGGUUUUGAUUUGCUUUAAAUUUGUGCACACUAGAUGUUAAAUCUUUGAGCCAUCAGAGAAGGUUAUUUUGAAUUCCCUGCCUGUUAAUGCACUGCCCAACUGGUUAUGUUACCCAUGGUUUGUUGUGCAUUCUCCAUUGCUGCUCAUUGUACACAGACUGGUAUGCACAUGUCAACAUAAGGUGGAGUAAGUGAAAGUUGAGAAUAAAUAUGUUGAUAUUUUUGUGUCCUUGGUUGGAAGAGUGCAUAAAGGCCAGUUUUAUUAUACGAACGCUCUCUCUGCAAAUUUAGUAUCUGAGUCCUUUAUCAUUUUAGGUUCCGACUUGUGUAAUUGUUAGUUGGUGUGAUGAUCUCAAUAAUAUUGAUCAUGCCGCAUGUGUUCUUUUUUAUUUGAUUACAAGGUGGAAGAAUGCAUCUCCUGGAUAACCAUGGUGACAAGAAGUGAAGUAGUGAACCAUAGAGUGAUUGGCUGCACUUCAUCUUGUACAGUGAACCAUAGAGUGAUUGGCUGCACUUCAUCUUGUACUCCGAUCGACUUAGUGUGUAUAUAAAAUACCUGACGCCAGACGGUACAGAAGAAGCCACGUCUGUUGCAGUUAUCAUAACCUGAUUAUAUAGAAGUUAUUACCUCAA
Molecule: messenger RNA, 1581 nt
Organism: Triticum dicoccoides
Lineage: Eukaryota; Viridiplantae; Streptophyta; Magnoliopsida; Poales; Poaceae
Product: cyclic pyranopterin monophosphate synthase, mitochondrial-like
Exons: 3
Coding region: 216-893 (225 amino acids)
Biological process (GO): Mo-molybdopterin cofactor biosynthetic process
Source: RefSeq, a predicted model, not a curated record